Hyla sarda is the source of this 1537-nucleotide messenger RNA. RefSeq names its product prefoldin subunit 4 (gene PFDN4). Gene Ontology annotation, biological process: protein folding. The transcript is spliced from 4 exons. Bases 16 to 579 code for a protein of 187 amino acids. Gene Ontology annotation, cellular component: cytoplasm; prefoldin complex. NCBI's taxonomy places the organism in Eukaryota, Metazoa, Chordata, Amphibia, Anura, Hylidae. The record is from RefSeq and is a predicted model, not a curated record.
GUGUAACCUUCAGUGAUGGAUAAAGUGCCAAUAAACAAACACACAGACUUCUGGCCUAUGACUCAAGCUUUUCAGGCUUUGCUGGUGGGAGGAAAGACAAUUCAAUCAAGAGGAAGGCCAGAGAGUUCAUCCUCUGCAGAACACUGGGAAACUUCUGCUGUAUUAAGUGAUGGCUUCAUUUUCAUCUUCUUCUGUAGUAAGGUUGCUGAAGAUGUGAAUGUCACCUUUGAGGAUCAGCAAAAAAUAAACAUCUUUGCAAGAAAUACGAGCAGAAUUACAGAGCUAAAAGAUGAGAUUGAAGUGAAGAAGAAAGAACUUCAGAACCUGGAGGAUGCUUCUGAUGACCUCAUGAUGUUAGAAGAUUCUUUAUUUAUCCCUUAUCAGAUUGGAGAUGUUUUUAUUAGUCAUUCCCAGGAAGAGACUCAAGAAAUGCUGGAAGCUGCAAAGAAAGGAUUACAAGAUGAAAUUCAAUUUUUACAGUCGCAAGUAGAAUCCAUCCAGCAAGUCUUAAGUGACCUUAAAGUCCAGCUGUAUGCCAAGUUCGGAAACAACAUCAACCUGGAGGCCGAUGACAGCUAAAUCCUCUAAAUUAUUAUAAUUUUUGUUUUUUUAUGUUAUUGAUCAGACACAAAAAAAAAAGAUGCUAGGCUGCAGAAAGGGAAUGUGGGGUCAGAUAGUAAGUUGUUGCUUAAAUCAAGCUUAUACUAAACAUGUUUUUAGGUGUUGCUUUUUCCCCCCCUCUACUUUUCCUUUUUUUUUUUUUUUACUAUUUAUUUUUUGAAUUAAUCUUGAAAUCUUUCUCUUUCACUCUGGACACUAAAUGAUACCAUCAGCAGUCGAACAAGCGUUUUCUUGUUUUUCAGCUGAUCUCUGGUCCUUUUCCAUAGGCCAAUUAUCAGCUUGAUCAAUAUUGUCCUAUAGAAGUCAGUGGUCCAUGUUAAUGCUGUAAAGCACCUCUCCGUAAAAGAAGCUCAGGCAUAAUGGCUGCCCCUGCAAAAUUGUACAUACAAAAUUACUAUCCCAAAUUAGAAACCGGUUAUAAAGAAAAAAAAAAACACUUUUGAGUAUGUAUGUAUGUAUGUAUGUGUAUAUAUAUAUAUAUAUAUAUAUAUAUAUAUAUAUAUGUAUGUGUGUGUGUAUAUAUAUAUAUAUAUAUAUAUAUAUAUAUAUAUAUAUAUAUAUAUAUAUAUCCCCAAAGAUUUAGACUUCACAUUCCCUUUUAGAUGUGUGUUAGCAGCCCUCUAUACAGUAGCCCUUUCUAAAGCAUUUGGUUUCACCUUGCUCAUCUACAGCUGGGAAGGUGGCCAUUUUUCUAGUGCUGCCAUUCAAUUUUUCAGGACCAGGUUCUGCUGGGGACUGUAGUUAAUCAGCUCUUGUCUCUAUUUCUGCAUAGUUGUAGAGAAGGUAUUUUUCCCUGUUCUGAUGUUCCCUGUUCUGAAAUAAAUGAAAAAAAAAAGCAACAUUUUUACAACCAAGAAAGCAAUUUCAUUUUCCAAACCUUUUGAAGCCAAGAAUAAAGCAUUGCCUGGUGCGCAAA